AUGGCUCGUCAAUUGGUCGCAAUUCUGGCUGCUGCUGCUGCUUUUAGCGGUGUUAGCGCUGGCCCUUGCAAGCCUGCUUCUUCACUCGCCUUGUCGUCAACAAUUCUUGCCGAGACAACUACAACUGCCACUUCUCACGAGACUGCUUCGUCUACCAUCACCGCCGACGUGACCGAGACCACUGGUGCUUUCGAUACCACUGUCACCGACGCUACCAUCACCGGUAGCACGACAGACACUGCGACGGCCGGGUCUAUCACCACUUUUCUCACUACUACUACAACCGAACAAUCUCCUGAGCAAUCUACCACCACCACCACUGCUGGUCCCGUUGGGCCAGGUCCUUGUCUUGAAGAGCAGGUCCUUUACAACCCCAGCUUCGAUGAUAACAAUAAUGCUUGGCCCUGGGAUCUCAACAGUGGCGUCCAAGUCUCUUCAUUGAAUCCGCGCUCCCCCUCCUACUGCCUCUUCAACACCCCCACGUCAAGCGACCGAGUCACCACGUUCUCCCAAGCUCUCCCCGCCUUGGGAGACUACGAAUAUGAGUUGGUGUACUACAUCACCAUGCAGAAUUCUGAAGUCAAUGGCCUCGACUUCUCCUGCUAUGCUAACGCCUUCGUCAAUGGAAAAAGGAUGCGGGAAAGCGGAAGCUUUGAUCAAUCUGGCCCCUUCACAUAUCAGCGAGUGAGCGAGGUCUUCACGCCACAGAACUCUCAUGAAGCUGGGGAACUGCGUUUCGAGAUCCAGUGCGAUGGCGAAUUCGAGUAUGCGGAUAUGGCUGUUGACGAUGUCAGUCUUACUCGUCGUUGCAGCGCGUGA
This is a messenger RNA of Fusarium odoratissimum NRRL 54006, 819 nucleotides long. RefSeq lists its product as uncharacterized. The record is from RefSeq and is a predicted model, not a curated record. The transcript is spliced from 2 exons. NCBI's taxonomy places the organism in Eukaryota, Fungi, Ascomycota, Sordariomycetes, Hypocreales, Nectriaceae. Bases 1 to 819 code for a protein of 272 amino acids.